CCUGAAGGCUGGACUCUUGCAAUUAGAGAAGAAUCCACAGUGCGUGUACUCACGCCGACGUGGCAGUUCGCCGCGAUCAACACUUGCCUAUGGUUCGGGGGGGGGGGGGGGGAUGUCCUCACCCACUUCUCGCCUUUCUCCUACAUUCAGUGGAAGCUCUUUUUCGACCAGAGCGGCGACAGGUCAGGGGCAGCAGAACCAGCAGCAGCAGCAGCAGCGCGUGCAAGUAGGGCAGGCUUCUGCACCGACGACGGAGAAUAACCUGUCGCCACGUGGCAGCCUCAGCAGAGGCAACAGCAGCUCAGCGGAGUCCAAAGGAGGAGGAGGGGGAGGGGGAGGGGGAGGGGGAGGAGUAUCCAGAGCUGCUGUGAAUGUGCUUCAACAGGGGAUGGCGUGUGUGACACUUGAUCGACCAAGGGCGACGUUGGGUGAGGGAGGAGGUGGGAGAGUGCGGCAGGGUGGGAUGGGAUCUGGAUCUGGGGUAGUAAGCAGCAGCUCAGGGCUAACCGUGAGCUCUGGGAUAGCAACAGGCGUUGGAGCAGGUAGGGGAGGAGGAGGAGGAGGAGGAGGAGGAACAGCAGCUGCAGCACCUGGAGGGGGAGGAGAAGGGGGAUGGGGAGGAGCAGCAGGAGGAGGAGGAGGAGGAGGAGGAGGAGGCGUUUUUUCCAAUGGAGAGCAGCAUCAGCAUUUCCAUCAACUGCAGCUUGGUCAACGGUCGGGAUCGAGCUCGGGCGCAGGUCAGGGUUCGUCUGCCACGGAGCCAUUCCCACCGCAAGGUCCGCGUCCCGACUCUGGGGGUAGGGCGGGAAGAGUGGGAGGAGGCCAGACUCAGACUCAGACUCAAGUGAUCCCGGCACAGAGGUAUCCUGGUCCGCCACGUGGGACUUCAUCCCAACUGAAGUUGGCAGACCACGUGGCUCCUCCUCCUUUGUUAAUCCCUGGUGGACAUCAAGCAGGGCUAGGAGGAGGAGGAGGAGGAGGAGGAGGAGGGUACCGAAGUCCACGCUCUGGGUUUCCAGCUGCCGGAGGAUCAGGGAUACCUCCAGCUUCUCAGCCUUUUCUUCCUCCUCCUGUGGAUUCGCCUUAUCCUCCUGGCGCCGGGGUUAUGGGUAUUACCAACACUAGUAAAGGGGUGGGGUUGAGUGUUGUGAGAGCGAGUGGUGGUUCAAGUGGAGGAGGAGGAGGUGGUUGGUCGAUGAGCAACCCACAGCCGAGCAAUCCGGCGAUGACAGACAGCGUCUCACCGUCCGGCUUUACGGCCACCACACGUUCUCGCGGACCGGCUUCUCCCGUUUGGAAUCAGCGAUGGCUGACCAUCCCCUCAGAACACAACAGAGAGAGUGUCACUGCUCUCUUGUACGCCCCCUGUUUUGAUGAUCUUGUCUGUGGAGGAGACGACGGCUAUGGCGGCUGUGGAGGAGAAGACGGCUAUGGCGGCUGGCUGGUAAGCUCUUCGAACAAGUUGUUGAACCUGUGGCAGUGCAGCUCCUCUUCUUCUCCUGCAUCUUUCCCCUCCCCCUCCGUCGGCUCGGCCUCUCAUCAAGCCGGGGUUGGGGGGGGAUUGUCGACCAAACCCUGUCUUGAACUGAUGCAUUCUCAAGCGACCGAUUUCCUCAUGGAUAGCAUGGACUCCGAUCCAACGGCUAAGCUCAUCUUGUCCUGUUCGACCCAUCAGGGAGACGGCGGACUGUGCGUCUGCCUGCACUCCACUGCGGGGGAUACCUUCUUCGGCAGCCGAGGGUUUAUUCGAAUAGUAGACAGGGGGGCUGGGAACGCGAAGAGGGAGGGCAGCAUGAGACGUGGCAGUCCUAGGUUCCUCCACGUGUCGUCUUUACGGCCAUUAGGCGUUUUGCUGAGGGAGUCGUUGGCAGCGACGACUGGUGGUGAUGUGCUGGUGUAUGAGCUGUCUGCUGCCUCCGUGAGCCAGAAGGCAGUCCAGCAACCCAAAGCAUUCUGGAGGGCGCACGACUUCCCCAUCUCCUCUCUCCAUAGGAGCUCCUUCUCUUGUGUCAUGAUUACGGGGGCAACUGAUGGGUGUAUAAGACUGUGGGACGUGCGGUCGAAGCCAUCGGCCCCUGUGCGACAAUACACGCACAGGAGGUGUGUGACGGGACUCUGCAUGCUAGAUGCACAGACCCUGGUCAGUUGCAGCGCCGACUCUUCUGUCAAUCUUUGGGACCUGCGGGGGGCAGCUUCGGGGGGUCCCACGCCGGGCCCAGGAGGUCCACGCCCUGUCUUCUCCACGGCCGUCGAUGGCACUCCUGUUGUUGCCAUGGCACUCAACGCUCUCAAAGAUACGCUGGCAGUAUCUACUGCCCAAGGGGUCUAUUGUCUGGAUCUGGGACAAGGACGAGGAGGACCGGCGGGAGGAGGAGGAGGAGGAGGGGGGGGUGACGUCAACAACAAUAGUGGAAUGGUGUCUCGUCUCUGGCCAUGUCCUUCAGGGGGCCCUUUUGCGAGUCUGACUUGGAACGAGAGGACAGGGGACAUCUACUUGGCAGCGGCGGACGGGUCCAUCUGCGUGUACGGGAAGUCGAUGCCGCCGCGCAUCUGAGCGACUGUUCACGCCAUCAUCUAUCUAUCUAUCUAUCUAUCUAUCUAUCUAUAGAUAUAUAUAGAUGUAGAUAUAGGACUUGUAAAAUCAGUUUGAUGAGUGGGAAACAAACAGCCGUCGCUGGUCAGGGCAUCAUCUGCUUUUUUCGUUGACUUCAACGCUCGUGGUGCCCGGUCAGGGAUGUUAGGUCGAACUUACACCGCUGUCCCGACUGACUGAUAUCGGACGGUGUCAAACAGGCGAUGAUGAUGAGCGGGCUGGACGGAACGGCCGAUAUGUGAUUACUUCUUGGAUCGGACGGCCUAGAUUUGUUCACAUCUGGAUCGAACGGCGGAGAUUUGUGUAGAUGUGGAUCGAACGGCCGAGAUUUGUUUACAGGUGGAUCGAACAAGAGAGAUGGAUUUGUUUACAUUAUAUGGAUGGAACGGUCAUCUUGAUCGAAUGGCCGAGAGUUGCUUACAGAGCUGGAUCUAGAUCUAACGGCUUUGGGACUGGUUUACAUCUGGAUUGAACGGCCGAGAUUUGUUCACAGCUAGAUCAGACGACCGAGAUAAAUUUGUUUAUGUAUGGAUCGAACGGCCAUCUGGAUCCAGCGGCCAUCUAAAUCAAAUGGCCGAGAUUUG
This is a messenger RNA of Chara braunii, 3177 nucleotides long. Lineage: Eukaryota; Viridiplantae; Streptophyta; Charophyceae; Charales; Characeae. The record is from the annotation of a GenBank genome assembly.